Messenger RNA from Cucurbita pepo subsp. pepo (vegetable marrow), 1490 nucleotides. NCBI's taxonomy places the organism in Eukaryota, Viridiplantae, Streptophyta, Magnoliopsida, Cucurbitales, Cucurbitaceae. The record is from RefSeq and is a predicted model, not a curated record.
AAACCCAGUUAGGAAAAGAGAGGAAAAGUGAAGAGAAAAGAAGAGAAGAGAAGAGAGAAGAAUGAGGAAACCGGAGGCGGGUCUUGGGAAAGAGAAUGUGGAGAAGAACAAGUACCGGAAAGGCCUGUGGUCGCCGGAGGAGGACGAGAAGCUGAUGAGGUAUAUGUUAAGCAAUGGACAGGGGUGUUGGAGUGACAUUGCUAGGAAUGCAGGGCUUCAGAGAUGUGGCAAGAGUUGUCGUCUUCGUUGGAUUAAUUACCUUAGACCCGACCUCAAACGUGGAGCAUUCUCUCCUCAGGAAGAAGAGCUUAUUGUCCAUUUGCAUUCCCUUAUUGGCAACAGGUGGUCUCAAAUUGCAUCCCGUUUGCCUGGACGUACCGACAACGAAAUAAAGAAUUUUUGGAAUUCCACAUUAAAGAAAAGGUUAAAAAACAACCUCUCCUCCACACCAUUCAGCAACCACGAAUCAUCGGAUCCUAGGUUGGACAUGAUGUUUGGAGGGAUAAUGGCGAUGCAAGAACAUGACAUCAUGAGUAUGAACAUGAGCAUGGAUUCAUCAUCGACCUCGUCAUCAUCUUCCCAGCUUCCAUUUUCUGCCACAGGACACAACUCCUUCGACGGUUCAUCCAUCCCUUUCCUAGACAACAACUUCGAAAUGGCAUCCAUGGUUGGUGCCACCAAUGGCUUUCUGCAGGCACCGGGAGGGUGCGCGACAGAAAUGGGAAUGAGAAUGAUAAUGGAAGAGCGACUUAGCUAUGGAAGUUUGGAGGCUCAAAGAUCAAUGGAGCUUGAAAGGGAAGUGCUAUGCCUUCCACAUGAAGAGAUGAACAACAGAAGCAAUUUUGAUGAGUAUUUGGGUACAAAUGAUCAGAAUUUGAAUGUGGAGGAGAUGUUUGGAGACAUGGGAAGCCAUGGACAAGUACAAGAAAGCUUGAAGAUGGGUAAUGAAUGGGAUGUGGAGAGUUUUAUGCAGGAUAUAUCCUCAUUUCCUCAUUUUCUUUGAUCUUCAAUCUCCACCCCCUCACUCUACAAAUCUUCAUUUACUUUAGAAUUUUUUUCAAAAAAAGCUUUUCGAACCCAUUUGUUUAAGGGAGUUUUUGAGAAACCAACCCCUAAAAAUUUUAUAUAUUUCCCCAUAUAUGAUGAUUUCUUAUCUCUCAAUAAAACCCCAUAAAUUUUUUUUUAAAAAAAUUGAAUAAGAAAAUUAGUUUUGUUCUUUGGCUGGCCAUGGUUGAAGCCCUACGAAUGAAAAUGGAAAAGAGGUUUCUUUUGGUUUAGGUGUUGUGUUCUUGGGAGGCUCAAGAAGUUGAUUCCCAAAUUCUGCAGCUGAGAGAGUUAGAGAGAAGGUAGUGCCUUUUGCAUUGCAAAACAAAGCACUUUUGUUGCCCAAACUUGAGAGAAUUUUGAGUAAGUUUGUGUAGCUUCAAAGCAUGGUCUUUUCUUAGUAUCAUUGUUGUUUCAUCAUUUAUAUGUACAAAACCAAAUAUACA